Penicillium waksmanii is the source of this 588-nucleotide messenger RNA. RefSeq lists its product as uncharacterized. NCBI's taxonomy places the organism in Eukaryota, Fungi, Ascomycota, Eurotiomycetes, Eurotiales, Aspergillaceae. Gene Ontology annotation, biological process: iron ion transport; copper ion import; intracellular iron ion homeostasis. Gene Ontology annotation, molecular function: ferric-chelate reductase activity. Bases 1 to 588 code for a protein of 195 amino acids. The record is from RefSeq and is a predicted model, not a curated record. Gene Ontology annotation, cellular component: plasma membrane. The transcript is spliced from 4 exons.
AUGACCCUAGAUCUUUUUCGUCUUAAAGCUGGCGCUCAUGAGAGCCAUAUGUCAUUCUUGGCCAUGUUCACAGGUCCACACGGUACCAGUGAGAUUUUUGAUGGGUAUAAAACCGUGCUACUGAUUGCGAGCGGUUUUGGGAUCGCGACAACAAUCCCAUACGUGAAGAAGACGAUACAUGGCUAUAAUACCUGUACUCUUCACGUCCGUCGGCUGCAUCUGGUAUGGCAGAUAGAAUCAAUCGGUGAGAAGACCCUUCCGUUUCCACGCAGCCGAGGACCUGCUCAACCCCUCCUGGAGGACGAUAUUAUAGAUAAAGGCUAUAUUUUCAGCAUUUCAAUCUACGUCGAAAAAGGGCUUGCUCAUGAUAAGACGCCAAUAGGAAAACAUGAAAGAGCCUGCUUUUACCAAGGUGUACCCGAUUAUGACAAUAUAGUCUCGCUCGAGGCAUCGGGAGACCAGAUCGAGAGGCUACCGAACAUUCGCGAUGAGCAAGGGCCUUAUACCAGGGACCAGGUACGAAAGACUGUGAAGAAGUUUUUGCAUUGUGGCGUGAAGCUUUCUGAACUUGAAUACCAACCCGAGUAA